UCUGUGAGUAACGAUCGCUCAUACUUUAACCAUAAUCAUUUUGGUCCCUCAGAGUGAUCGCUAAUUAACUCACUGAUCAACGUAGUGAAUGUUGCCCUUGCGAGAGAAGGAGACAAAGGCGACAGCUCAACUUGGAAACCCCGGCACUACCCCUCUUGAAGCUCCAAGAUACUUUUCCGACGAAUAGUGACUCCGCGCUUUGCGCGAUGGGCAAUUGCUCCAACAAGACCAAGACCAAGACAAAAUCCAAGAUUAUUUAGCAUGGCGUCGAAUCCAGCACAAAAUACGCCUGCUCCGCAGCAAGCAGCCAACCCUACCCCUCCAGCCGAAAAUGAAACCGUGAAAAGCGUGGCCAUUGGAGCCCCGGGGGCCCAAAAGGAGAAAUCUGAAAGAGAACUCGAGAAGGAACGGAAAAAGGCGGAGAAGAUGAAGAAAUUCGCUGAAAAGAAAGCCAAAUCUGGCUCCGCCACUCCAACCGCUGCGCCCAAAACGUCUGAGAAGAAACCCAAAGUCGAGAAGGAGAAGAAUGCCGACGCAUAUGAUCCCCAUACGAUCGAGUCUGGGAGGUAUGAGUGGUGGGAGAAGCAAGGCUUUUUCAAACCGGAGUUUGGACCGGAUGGAAAUGUCAAGGAAAAGGGGAAAUUCGUCAUUCCCAUCCCGCCGCCAAACGUUACAGGGGACCUACAUAUGGGUCACGGUUUGACCAAUGCUCUUCAGGAUACGAUGAUCCGCUGGCAGCGGAUGAAGGGAAAGACCGUCCUUUGGCUUCCAGGCUACGACCAUGCUGGAAUAUCGACCCAGAGCGUUGUGGAGAAAAUUCUGUGGAAGACUGAAGGCAAGAGCCGCCACGAUGUGGGAAGGGAGGCUAUGACUAACAUGAUCUGGGACUGGACGCACAAGUAUCAUGAUAGCAUUACCACGACCCUGAAAAGGCUAGGAGGUUCCUUCGAUUGGACUAGGGAGGCCUUUACUAUGGAUGAGAACCUGUCUGCUGCAGUGACGGAGACGUUCGUUCGCCUGCAUGAGGAAGGGACUAUAUACCGCGCAAACCGCCUCGUCAACUGGUGUGUGGCCUUGAAUACCUCGCUGUCUAACCUUGAGGUGGAAAAUAAAGAGCUUGAGGGCCGCACGUUACUCGAUGUCCCAGGAUAUCAGAGGAAGGUGGAGUUUGGUGUCUUGACCCAUUUCUUGUACCCGAUUGAUGGCACGGAUGAAACCAUCCAGGUUGCAACCACUCGUCCAGAAACCAUGCUUGGUGAUACUGGGAUUGCAGUCCAUCCUGAUGACAAACGAUAUCAAAAAUACGUAGGCAAAUUCGCGAAGCAUCCUUUCCUGGAUCGAUUGCUUCCAAUUUUUGCUGACAACCAGGUCGACCCUGAAUUCGGUACUGGUGCUGUCAAAAUCACCCCGGCCCAUGACUUCAACGAUUUUAUCCGCGGAAAAGAUAAUAAGCUGGAGUUCAUUUCCAUUAUGAAUGACGACGGUACUUUCAAUGCCAACGCUGGCCCCUUUGCAGGUGUGAAGCGAUUUGACGCAAGAUAUAAGGUCAUUGAAGCACUGAAGGAAAAGGGCCUGUACGUUAAAUGGGAGAAUAACCCAAUGAAGGUACCCAUGUGUGCCAAGUCCAACGAUGUCAUUGAACCGAUUUUGAAACCACAGUGGUGGAUGAGCAUGAAGGAUCUCACUGGUCCCGCAAUCAAGGCUGUCGAAAGUGGAGAAAUAAUAAUUCGCCCCGAAACCGCCGAGAAGAGCUAUUUCCGCUGGAUGAAUAACAUUAAUGACUGGUGUCUAUCCCGCCAACUUUGGUGGGGUCACCAAGCCCCUGCUUACUUCGUCCAGCUUGAAGGUGAGCAUGGCGAUGACAGCGACGGCAAUCUUUGGGUAGUUGGCCGCACGGAGGUUGAGGCGCAGCAGAAAGCUGAGGCCAAAUUCGUUGGGAAAAAAUUCACGCUCAAGAGGGAUCCUGACGUACUAGAUACAUGGUUUUCCUCUGGUCUCUGGCCUUUUUCCACCCUGGGUUGGCCCAAGAAUACCCCUGAUUUUGAGAGGUUGUACCCUACCUCUGUGCUCGAGACUGGUUGGGAUAUUCUCUUCUUCUGGGUUGCUAGGAUGAUCAUGCUUGGUCUCAAGAUGACGGGCAAGGUUCCAUUUACCGAAGUGUACUGCCACUCGUUAAUUCGAGACUCUGAGGGAAGGAAAAUGUCCAAGUCGCUGGGUAACGUGGUAAAUCCUAUCGAUGUUAUCGAGGGCAUUGAGUUGCAAGUCCUACAUGACAAACUGAAGCACGGCAAUCUGGCCGAGAAAGAGAUCGCUGCGGCCACGAGAUAUCAAAAGAAGGCGUUCCCCAAGGGUAUUCCUGAGUGUGGAACUGAUGCUCUUCGAUUUGCACUUGUCUCUUAUACCACCGGCGGCGGUGAUAUCAAUUUUGAUAUCCAGGUCAUCCACGGCUACCGUAGAUUCUGCAACAAGAUCUAUCAAGCUACGAGAUACGUUCUCGGUAAGCUAGGCGAAGAUUUCAAACCCCAGGCCACUCCCUCCAAAACCGGCAAAGAAUCGCUCUCCGAACGCUGGAUCCUUCAUAAAUUCAAUAGCGCCGCUAAACUCGCCAACGAGAACCUGGAAAGCCGUGAUUUCUCUGUCGCAGCCUCAGUCCUCUACCAAUACUGGUAUAGCCAGCUUUGUGACGUCUUUAUCGAAAAUUCUAAAUCCCUUCUCCAAGCCGACGUCCCUGCUGAAGUCCAACAGUCUGCCAAGGAGACUCUGUAUACCGCUCUCGAGGGCGCAUUAACCCUGAUUCACCCCAUCAUGCCAUUCGUCACCGAAGAGCUCUGGCAACGUCUCCCCCGCCGCCCUAAUGACGACACGCCGUCGAUCAUGAAAGCAGCGUACCCGGAAUACAACCCAGCAUUCGACGACGUUGCCGCUGAAACAGCCUACGAGCUCAUCCUCGCCACGUCCAAGACAAUCCGCAGUAUCCUUUCCGAGUACGAGGUCAAGACCAAGAGCGACAUCAAAAUCCAAACCUACGACGCGACAAGCUACAAGACCGUCUCCGAUGAAGUGCACCUCAUAAAGUCCCUAGGUGGCAAGUAUGUAGGCGAGAUUGCUGUUCUCGAUCCGGAGAGUCAGACUCCCCCUCCCGGCUGUGUGCCCUCUGUCGUGAGUGCGCAGGCUGCUGUUUACCUCCAGGUCUCUGAUGAAGUGCGUUUGGAGCAAGAGGAGAAGGCCAAGGUGAGUCUUGCUAAGGCUCAGGAGGCUGUUAAGAGGCAGUUGGGGAUUAUGGGGUCAGCUGGGUGGAAGGAGAAGGUCAAGCCAGAAGUUAGAGCGUUGGAAGAGAAAAAGUUGCGGGAUGCGGAGAUUGAGGCGGCGAGACUUGAGGAGCAUAUUAAGGGGUUGGAGAAGCUGAAGAUUUGAAGAUUUGAUCUUUACGGACUUUAUUUUGAUAUACGGGUUCUUUUUGUUGGCUUUUUGGUGGAUGGAUGACGAUGGUGCGACACAGUGACAUAAAGGUAUAAAGAAAGAAAGACGUAGUGUUUGGUAAAAUCAUAUAUUGCUUGCUGAUUUUCUUCUCUACAUCGCUACACCUUAUAGGUUGCUGUCUUUAUUGUGGUUUCUCUAUAUGUCGAUACAUCCAGAUUUGCUCUCAGUAUACUGCAGCGGCUGUGUAUUGUGCCUGGAAUAUGAUAUGAUCCUCAACUAACUUAAUGUAUGAAGUACUGUAUGCACAUGUCCUUGCAUUAGCGUACUCUAUAAGCUACAUCAUGCGUGCGUCAAGGUGGAAGGAGUAUUCAUCCUUUUUGAGCCCCACUCUAUAUAUCCUCACAUCAUCAACCAACAGACUACAUGUAUCUAGUUUCCUUUACUCUUCAAACGCCAGAAAGUUGCCAUGAAUUAUCCCCACCCUCUUUCAAUCAGCAUGUUCCAUCUUCACACAAAUGUGCGGGGUUAUUUUUAGUAUGCGCGUCAUUAUGUGCGUUUAGAUAGCUGGGAAGCUAUGUAGGGGUAGUUAGGUUAUGUGCCAGCAAAAAGAAAAAAGAAAAAAAAAUCAUGAAUGUUUACACCCCGGCCACCACUUUCUUGUCGACUCUAAACUUUGAGCAAGAGCUUUCAAUGAAGGCUGCCAAUGCAAAGCAGUUUUUUCCGCGUGAUUAUAACCUGGCUACACAGUCAGGAACUCCCGAGAUGUCUUGCUUUGGGAUUCCUUGGAAGUUCCGCCUCUGGAUGAUACCGUAGAGUAAGCUUUCCGGAACUAAAUGUGAAGCCUACUACUACUAUCUGUUCAGGACACUCGAUCACAUGCGGCAUAUAGAAAUCAUGUUGCAUGAGAAAGGCGGGGAGGACGCCGAGUCAAGCGGAUGCCAGUAUUCUAAAUAAAGGGUAUAAACUUGGAAUAUUACAACGAAUGCCUGAUUCAGCAUCCUUACUCUAUACUAGCCAGCUAUCAGAACUUAUUCUAAUACUCGCAAGAAGUAAGAGGAUAUUCAAAGUUAUUUAUGUAUUUAACGUAGCAAGA
Molecule: messenger RNA, 4513 nt
Organism: Blastomyces gilchristii SLH14081
Lineage: Eukaryota; Fungi; Ascomycota; Eurotiomycetes; Onygenales; Ajellomycetaceae
Product: valyl-tRNA synthetase
Exons: 4
Coding region: 262-3414 (1050 amino acids)
Biological process (GO): valyl-tRNA aminoacylation
Cellular component (GO): cytosol
Molecular function (GO): ATP binding; valine-tRNA ligase activity; aminoacyl-tRNA deacylase activity
Source: RefSeq, a predicted model, not a curated record